Messenger RNA from Saprolegnia parasitica CBS 223.65, 321 nucleotides. RefSeq lists its product as hypothetical. Lineage: Eukaryota; Oomycota; Saprolegniomycetes; Saprolegniales; Saprolegniaceae. The coding region runs from base 1 to 234 and encodes 77 amino acids. The transcript has 2 exons. The record is from RefSeq and is a predicted model, not a curated record.
AUGCUCGUGAUCCCCGCCAUCGCCGUGACCGCACUCGCGACGCUCACGGGCCUCUUUCAAAGCGAUGUGGCCUACUCCAAGACCAACGCAACGACGCUCCUCAAUACGACAGACGUCUCGACCGUACCAGUGUCCAACCACGGUGCCUUAGACGGUCUCAUUGUGCACUGGAUCGAGUCGACAAGCCUUUUUAGCGGCUGCAACGAACUCGCCUACCGCCGCCGCACAAGAUAGUCGCCAGGACCAAGUGCUUUGUUGAACAUCAACAACUAUCUAUUAUUCAACGCUUCUGGCCACUUGAACCGCGACUGACGUACAUAC